UUCGCAUUCCUGGAAGCUGGUGGUGUUCGUUCUAAAAACGUUGCCAAUAUCUUAUUGAAAAUUGUCAUGUCUGUUGCCAUUUCAACAAUGGCUUGGUUCUGUAUUGGUUAUGGAAUUGCUUUUGGUGACCAACUUACAGAAACCAGAAAUGGGUUCUUUGGAAAUUCUGGAUUUUUCAUGCUUGGAGGAGGAGAGUCAAACUCACAAUUCUUUUUCCAAUGGAGUUUUGCUGCCGUUGCCAGUUCGAUUGUAAGUGGUGCCGUGGCUGAAAGAAUGAAUUUAUCUGCAUUCUUCAUGUGUUCAUUCUUAAUGACUGCCUUCAUUUAUGCACCUGUUGUCCAUUGGAUUUGGUCCUCGACAGGUUGGUUGUCAGGAUUCAAUAAGGUAUUUUUCAGAGUGGGAAAUGUUGGUGUGGCUGACUUUGCUGGUGGUGUCGUUGUUCACUUGACUGGAGGAAUUUGUGGCCUCGUUGGAGCUGUAAUGGUUGGUCCAAGAAUUGGAAGAUUCGUCAAUGGAAAAGCUGUCAAGAUCGAAGGACACAACAAGACAUUAGUUUUGUUGGGUGGCUUGAUUUUGUGGUUUGGUUGGUAUGGAUUUAACGCUGGAUCAUCCACUCUUAGUGGUGGUUUAUCUAAAAUUGCUGGUUUUGCCAGUACCAACACAACUAUUGCUGGUGCUGCUGGAGCCAUGAUGUGCAUGUUGUGGUCUUGUCUCCAAAGUGGACAAUAUGACCUUACUGAAAGUUUGAACGGUUGCUUGGCAGGUUGUGUCGCAAUCACACCAAUAUGUGCCUUUGUUGAGCCAUGGGCUGCUGUUUUGAUUGGUGCCACAGGUGCUAUGGUUUAUAUUGGUGGAGCCUGGUUAUUAGAGGUUUUGCAUGUUGAUGAUCCAGUGAGCGCCGUUCCUGUUCAUGCAUUCUGUGGUGCUUGGGGAUUGUUCUUGGGUGGAUUAUUCUCCACAAAAUCAAGAAUGAUUCUCCUAUAUUCUCUUCCAGCCGAUAACCCAUACUAUGGAGUAUUUUAUAGUUAUAAUUGGGAAUUGUUAGGAAUUAAUUUGUUUGCCAUAAUUAUUGUAACCAUUUGGGUUACUUUCUCAUCCGUAAUCAUGUUCUUUUUAAUUGAUAUCACAAUUGGUUUGAGAGUUCUUCCACAAGAUGAACUAGUUGGUUUGGAUCACAAGUAUGGUGGAAUGGCCUAUAACAAUGAAGACAAUGUCCACAUUUUCAGUGCUUCCUCAUCAGAAAAUACUCUAGCCAAACAAGCUUACAAAACAGUUCAAUUCGUCCAACAACAAAAGAAAUACUCAAACACGACUACAGAACUAUCAGAACAAUUAGAUUCCCAACACUCUGUCGGAUCAUUUAAUAGCAAACCUCAUCGUCCUUACCAACAUCAACAACAACAACAACAGUGGAGGUAA
Messenger RNA from Naegleria gruberi, 1419 nucleotides. RefSeq lists its product as uncharacterized. The annotation marks the transcript as partial. Lineage: Eukaryota; Heterolobosea; Eutetramitea; Acrasida; Naegleriidae. The transcript has 5 exons. Gene Ontology annotation, molecular function: ammonium channel activity. Gene Ontology annotation, biological process: ammonium homeostasis; ammonium transmembrane transport. The record is from RefSeq and is a predicted model, not a curated record. Gene Ontology annotation, cellular component: membrane.